This is a messenger RNA of Micropterus dolomieu (smallmouth bass), 299 nucleotides long. Its product is annotated as ubiquitin carboxyl-terminal hydrolase 11-like. The annotation marks the transcript as partial. The record is from RefSeq and is a predicted model, not a curated record. The transcript is spliced from 2 exons. Lineage: Eukaryota; Metazoa; Chordata; Actinopteri; Centrarchiformes; Centrarchidae.
AUGGUGGUAGCUGACGUGUUCAACCAUCGUUUCUAUAAGAUCUACAACGCUGAUGAAUCUCUGAGCUGCAUCCUGGACCGAGACGACAUCUUUGUGUACGAGCUGAGCGUGCUGGAGGAGCAGCAGGAGGAGCAGGUGCUGCUGGCGCUCUACCUGAGGGAGCGCUCUCACUACAGAGAUUACGGCUCGGGCAGCAGCUCGUACGGCACGACGCUGUUCGGACACCCGCUGCUGCUCAGCGUGCCGCGCAGCAGCUGCAGCCAGGAGGCGCUCUACAACCUGUUCCUGCAGAGGCUGGC